Molecule: messenger RNA, 4113 nt
Organism: Leptidea sinapis
Lineage: Eukaryota; Metazoa; Arthropoda; Insecta; Lepidoptera; Pieridae
Exons: 4
Coding region: 1-4113 (1370 amino acids)
Biological process (GO): telomere maintenance; DNA repair
Molecular function (GO): DNA helicase activity
Source: RefSeq, a predicted model, not a curated record
AUGCCUAAAAGAUCAAGAUCUCAACUUUCUAGAAAUAGUUCCCAGGCCAGGGCAUCAAAAAUACGUCGAAAUGAAGAAUCUUCAUCAGAAACUGAAAAUCGUCUUUCAAUUCAUAGACAAUAUGUGGCACAAUCGCGUGCUAGAGAGUCGAGUACCGAGCGUUCGCAACGGCUCGCUGAACAAAAUAUGAGAACCGCUCAAAUACGCGCGCGAGAAUCCAGUUUGCAGCGUUCUCAACGGCUCGCUGAACAAAAUGUGAGGACUUCUCGAGUCCGCGCGCGAGAGUCCAGUCUUGAGCGUUCAGAGCGACUAGCUGAUCAAAAUUUGAGAACCUCUCAAGCACGCGCGCGAGAAUCGAGUCUUGAGCGUUUACAGCGUCUAGCUCAACAAAAUUUGAGAACCUCUCAGGUACGCGCGCGAGUGUCCAGUCUUGAGCGUUCGCAGCGCCUUACUGAACAAAAUCUAAGAACCUCUCAUGUGCAUGCGCGAGAGUCAAGUACUCAGCGUUUGCAGCGGCUUGAAGAGCAAAAUAUCAGAAAUAUUCAAUCUCGCACUAGGGAAUCAAGCUCUGAGCGUUUCCAACGCCUUCAAGAUCAGAGAGAACGACAACAGACGUCAAGAGCGAGAAGUCGCAAUCAAGUUUUAGCCCACAGUAAAAGAUCGGCUUUUAGAUACGAUCCACAGAUUGAUUAUGCUCAACAGUCUUCCAUCCAAAUCGGCGACAUGAAUAAGAUCUGCCCUAAGUGUUCAGCCAAAAAAUGGGUCGAUGAAACUAAUGGCAUGUGCUGUGCUUCUGGAAAAACAGCACACCCGGGUAGAUACAAUGCUCCAGCUGUAAACGAGGUAGCCGUUCUCUUGGUUGACGAAGAAAAAGGCCCCAGAGAUAUAGUGCUCCACGGAAGAGACGGCCAACUUAAAAGGGUCUCUGAGUUACACCGAUCGUAUGAUCCACUACAGUAUCCCUUAAUGUUCGUGAAAGGAGAAGACGGUUAUUAUUUAACCAUUCCGCAGGAAGGUACAGCGCGUAACAAAACUGUGACGUGCAUGCAAUUUUAUGCAUUUAGGUUGAUGGUUAGAGCUAACUGUUUUAAUGCAUUACAUUAUUACAGGGACUUAUUUAGUCAAUAUAUUGUCGAUAUGAUGGCAAAAAUGAUAUCGGAACGAUUGAAUUACAUAUGUCGUAACCAACAGAGACUAAGGGCUGAAGAAUACAUUCAUCUCAGAGAUGCUUUAAAUCAAGACGGAAAUGUUGACCCAUCAAAUAUCGGUCAACGCGUAAUCUUGCCAUCUUCAUUUACAGGUUCUCCGCGUUACCUGCAUGAAAAAACCCAAGACGCGAUGACUUAUGUCCGAAAUUACGGGAGACCAGACUUAUUUGUCACAUUUACGUGCAACCCCGAAUGGCCUGAAAUUAAAGCGGAACUACUACCUGAUCAGCGAUCUUUCGAUCGUCAUGACAUCAUUUCAAGGGUGUUUCAUUUGAAAAUGAAGAAAUUCUUAAAUUUAUUCGUUAAAAAUGAAAUAUUCGGCAAAGUGAAAUGUUACAUGGCAAGUGUAGAAUGGCAGAAGCGAGGUUUACCACACUGUCAUUUGCUGUUUUGGCUAGAAACAAAAAUCCAACCAGACGAAAUUGAUAGCGUCAUAGUUGCGGAACUGCCCAACCAACAAAACGAUCCGAUAUUGUACGAUAUCGUAACAAAAAAUAUGGUGCACGGACCAUGCGGAGAACAUAACUUAUCAGCACCAUGUAUGAAAAACGGUAUUUGCACAAAAAAAUACCCACGACGUUUAGUCAACGAAACUCAGACUGGAGAGGACGGAUAUCCAGUUUAUCGUCGUCGUGAUGCCGCAAAUGGAGGACUGAGCGCUUCGCUAAAUAUCAGAGGCAGAAAUUUCACUAUAGAUAAUAGUUGGAUUGUCCCAUAUUCUCCACUUUUGUGCAGGACGUUUAAUGCUCACAUAAAUGUAGAGUACUGUCACUCAGUUCAAGCCAUCAAAUACAUUUGUAAAUACAUAAAUAAAGGAUCGGACCAAGCUACAUUUGGCGUCAGAAACCCAAAUGAUGAAGUGGAAAACUACGUAAAUGGCCGUUACAUAAGUACUUCCGAAGCUGCUUGGCGAAUAUUCGAAUUCCCGAUCCAUGAGCGGCAUCCUACAGUUUUGCAGUUAGCUGUCCACUUAGAAAAUGGCCAAAGGGUGUAUUUUACCACAGAAACGGCUGUACAAGUGGCCCAAAAUCCACGUAAAACAACAUUGCUGGCUUUUUUUGAGCUCUGUAAUGAAGAUGAAUUCGCAAAAACACUUCUUUACCACGAAGUCCCGCAAUACUACACAUGGGCCAAUAAUAAGUUCACCAGAAGGAAGCGUGGUGAGAAUGUAGUUGGCUAUCCAGGCAUAAAAAAAGAUUCCGCUUUAGGUAGAGUCUACGGUGUCCAUCCUUCUCAAUCCGAGUGUUUCUAUCUUAGGAUGUUGCUGCACCACGUACGCGGUCCAACUUCAUUCCAGUACUUGAAAACUGUUGACGGAGUUCUGAAAGAAACGUAUCAAGCUGCUUGCCGUGCUAGAGAUAUUAGACACAGAAUCAGACAGCAAAAUCAAGACAUCACCUUACCAUACAAUGAGGACAUUUAUAACGAAGGUUUGAUACAAAUAGAAAAUAAACUGUUGCAAUUAAAUGACAAAAGCCUAAGUGAUUUCGGAUUACCAUCAUCAGUUCGUACAGAAAGCAAUGCAGCAGAGACUAUGACUCAUCGCUAUGAUACAAAUAAUUUGACCGCUUUUGUCAAUGAAAACCUGCCAAAGUUAGUCCCAGAUCAAAGACAUGCUUUUGAAACUAUAGUCGAUAGCGUCAUUCAUGACAAAAGAAAAGUUUUCUUUUUGGAUGCACCUGGUGGAACGGGAAAGACGUUUCUUGCAAAUUUGAUACUUGCUAAGAUAAGACAAUCAGGGAAGAUAGCAAUAGCAGUUGCUUCCUCAGGAAUUGCCGCAACUCUCUUGAAGGAUGGCAAAACUGCUCAUUCUACUUUUAAACUUCCACUAUCCGUCAAUCUUGAACAACAAUCUACAUGUUCCAUCCGCAAAAAUGGACCUAUUGGUAAAUUACUACAAGACGCCUCAUUGAUUAUGUGGGACGAAUGCACGAUGAGCCAUAGAGCACAUAUAGAGGCCGUGAACAGAACCUUACAGGAUCUAAGGAACUCCUCUGCAGUCAUGGGCGGGAUUACUUUUGUAUUUGCUGGAGAUUUUCGACAGACUCUCCCCGUUAUUAACAGAGGCACGCGAGCAGAUAUCAUCAAGGCAUGCUUGAAAUCGUCUCCCUUAUGGACUACGAUUGAAACAUUAAAAUUAAGGACAAAUAUGAGAGCUCAUCUUCAUGGAAUCACUGAUAGCGAUUUCCCACAGCAACUGCUAAAACUUGGGGAAGGAAUUUUUCCAACUCCAAAUUUAAGCGGUCAUUGUGACAUUCUUCUGGAUGAGUCUCUAGGCCAAAUACUCCAUAAUUUGGAAAAUUUAAUAGAUUCUGUAUACCCUGACAUCGAGAAUUUGCACGAAAGAGACUUCCAUUGGCUGUGUUCUCGGGCUAUAGUAUCACCUAAGAAUGAUACUGUCAAUGAAAUAAACAAUCUGAUUGUUCAAAAAGUCCCCGGCCAAACAAAAACAUACAAAUCGAUCGACACUGUAACGAAUAUUGAAGAUGCAGUCCAUUAUCCACAGGAAUUUUUAAAUUCGUUGAACCCUUCUGGACUGCCACCCCAUGAAUUGACGUUAAAAAUCGGAAUCCCAAUCAUGCUUUUAAGAAAUUUAAACCCUCCGAGCAUGUGUAAUGGGACGAGGCUGCUUAUUAAGGAGUUAAAGGACAAUUUAAUAGUAGCAACUAUUAUCACUGGCCCAGCAGGUGGUCAACUAGCUCAUAUACCGAGGAUACCGAUGAUCCCAACUGAUCUGCCAAUCCCAUUUAAACGGCUUCAAUUUCCGUCACUAUGCGAUGCUGCUUGGUUAGCUAAUUACUACGUCGCAGAAAACCAGCGACUCGCCGCGUUCUGGACUACAAAACAGCAGAUUGUAAUAGGAUGCGUUCCUUUUUGCGUCCUACCCUUGGGGAAAGUUAAGUAA